Branchiostoma belcheri (Belcher's lancelet) is the source of this 1581-nucleotide messenger RNA. RefSeq names its product coiled-coil domain-containing protein 127-like. Bases 119 to 997 code for a protein of 292 amino acids. The transcript is spliced from 3 exons. The record is from RefSeq and is a predicted model, not a curated record. NCBI's taxonomy places the organism in Eukaryota, Metazoa, Chordata, Leptocardii, Amphioxiformes, Branchiostomatidae.
UCCUCUUUGACCUUUUACCCCUAAACAUGGCGUCAAAGUGAAAACGAAGAAACGGACUCAGAAACGAUAAAAAUGAUGAAAUCGGCUCAUAUUUAGACCUUUCCCGAGCCUUGCAAAGAUGACCCGUAUGCGGGAGAACGAUCUGAACCGUCCUGGGGCGGCGGGGAACAUCCCAGGCGAGCCAGACGGCUGGAGCUGGCUGCUGGGCUUCGUCAUACCGGCCGUGGUGCCUCCACUUGUCGCUUGGAUUGUCUACAGAACUGAUGAAAAGGAGAAGGAAAAGUUGGAGAAAGAACACCAACAUGAAACCUUACGAGCAAAGAUACAGAUGGACCAUCUAGAGCAAGAGAGUGGCACCGUACGGGACAAGCUGAAAAACAUGCAAGAGGAAAACUCCAAGCUGCGCGAAAAGCUGGCAAGCCACCACGUGGUGAAGGAGAGAGAUCAACACUACAUCUCAAAACUGGAAGAAGAGAAUCAAACACUGAAGCAAGACUACAAGAGACAGCAGGAGCAAAUAUACCAGCUUGCAAGAAGGCUGAGCGACGUGUACGUAGAUACAAGUGUUUCCAAGGAGCCAGAAAGUCCCAAGAUGGCCACAGGACCCUUUGGUUUCACUUUGAAGGAGUCACUAGCGUACAAACAGAAGGAACGAGAGAUCCGUGCAAAGGAGGAGUACCUUACCAAGCUGGAGAAUCAGCUACGACAGAGGCAGAACAUGAAGUGUAGUUACUGGAACCCCAUGAAAAGCAGCUGGCAUCGCGAGCACUUAGAGCGAGAGAUGUUGGGAGAGGCGGACACCAACGUUCACGCUCGAAGUCUUCGUGUUCCGGUUGCCCUGCGCGAAAUCUUCAAGUACGACGACUACUGUGCGCCGAGACCAGAGGAUCAUGGGAGACUGAUGUGGACAUUUUGGAGGCAGUGGAAGAUGGAGGUGGAGAGGGAGAAAAACAAACUGUUGGCUGAGAGAUUGGCUCAGGAUCCACGCAAAAAUUAACCAAAACAGACGCUGGAUUUAGCAAACAUCCAGAAUAGUCUUACAGGCACACAUUCUUUAGGCAAAAUCAGUCUUAAACAAUUUUUGAAACAUUGUUCAAUUGUAAUGUCAAAGGGACAUUGUGUAGGUUCAUAAAUGAAAUCUUAAUUCCAUGCACCUGUUGCAUAGUUUCACCCAUGCAUCAAUUUUUGUAUAAUUAUAGCAAAGACAAUAGAGAGGUUUGUUCAAGGUGUAGGGAAAGAACACUUCUGUGAUAAAAUUCCGUGAUACAAUUUUCCCUUAUAUUAAAUUAACGUUUUUGUGUAUUCCUAGGGUCUUUUCCUGCAAACACCCAAAUAGUACAUGUAAGGACGGUAGAAGUAAAAGUUGCAGUUGAACUGAUGACUUUUCAGUAAUUGUCUCAAAGAAAAAAUAUGCAUUAUGAAAGGGAAAUCUCUGCAUGAAAAGAAAAGACCACACUAUCAAUGACUGCUGCUAGGGAGGGCUACAUGUAGGUGCAAAAAUGUGUAUGGUAUAUUGUGUAUAGAAGUCCGUGUGAAUUAUUACAUUGUCACAUGUUGUAAGACUUGGGGUGAAAAUUAAAA